Molecule: messenger RNA, 1959 nt
Organism: Capsaspora owczarzaki ATCC 30864
Lineage: Eukaryota; Filasterea; Ministeriida; Capsasporidae
Exons: 3
Coding region: 1-1959 (652 amino acids)
Source: RefSeq, a predicted model, not a curated record
AUGGUGCCAUCACAGCCUCAGCCACGACAGCAGAAGCAUGGCUGGUGCAACAGCGCGCGGCCACUGCGCCAAGUGCGGCGGCGGCUCUGUGGUUCUCCGUUGAGAGCAGCGUUCAGUCUGCUUGCCGUGAUGCUCGUCAUUGUCGGUCUGAUCAUGGCCACGGAUCGCAAGCGUAUGCUACAUGUUCUACAAGAUAAAUCUGACAUGAUUGCCAGGCAGCGCAUCCACCAACGAGAUGUCGUGGCCAAACUUGGUCCACUGGCGGUUCGUCAAAACUUCCAGCAGUUGGCCAUUCCGCUCGAUAUCAACUCGUCUCCGGAAACCAUCCAAGAGCAACUCAAGACGUUGCGUUCGCUAGUUCCUUCCAUUGAGCAACCAGCACGCCGAAGCCGAUUGCAGGCCCGCAUCGCUCAGCUGGUCGACUUGCACAAUUCUGCACUCGUGCUAGCAGACGCGGUUGCAGCAAAUCGAUCGCUGGCCAGUGCUGCCGCAGCUAGCGCAGCUGUUGCGGCGACCACCAUUCCACGCAUCCCGCAACGCUUCAACGUCCAACCAGGACCAUUCGCCCACCCGGCUCCUGUCAAGCAUGCCGGACCACCGCCCGACCCGAUCGAUCCCGCAAACGCCCAGGCAUUACUGGCACUUGCGGCAGCUCGGAAAGGCCUCGGUAGCAGCGUGGAGCGCCAGGGUCUGCCACAGCGGAUGGCUCGUCCGAUGGGGCUGGCCGACCGUGCGCAAGCCAAGGCCCGACAGCCCGUCAAAGCCGACCCCAACAAAAACCAAGACAUCUCCGACACUUUGCCUGCGGCAGCAGUUCGCGCACCCAACAUGCAAGACGUCCCCUUCUCGCCAGAGGAGGCCAUUGCUCUGAGCUUGACCUGCAUCAAUCCAGAGGCGCUUCAAGACUGUUGCAAUCUGCGCGUCAAGCCGCCCGCUCAGCUCUCAAACAGCGCACUCUUUUUCACCUACACUGGCGUCGAGCCAUUGUACAGGCCGCCGUCCGCGCGCACAUUCUUUUCGCCCGAGAGUAUUCUGAUUGCAGUCACAAGCUCCGAGGCCAAAUACAGCCACAGCGCGCUCGCCAUGAAUGCGACGUGGGUCUCUGUUGCCAGAUCCCUUGGCAUGCGCGUCAUUUUCUUUGGAGCAUAUCCUGCAUCUGCGCUGCCCGGAAUCGGCUUGCUCCCUGCAGGAGAGAGCGAGGCGUCUUGGGCGUCCCGCGGGCCGUUCCACGAACAGAGGGUGCUCGACAUGUGGCAGUGGGUCGCGUUGCAGGCUCCGGCCGAUAUUGAGUGGGUGUUCAAGGUGGACGACUCCACGUUCGUCAACCCGCUGCACUUGAUCGUGGACGUCAUUUACCCUGCAGCCAGGCAAUCCAAGUACUUUAACGUGCCAAAGGUGCCAAGAGAGUUGAAUCGACGUCGUCAUGUCGAGCCGUGUAGCGCGGGAUGCGAGCACGUUUAUCUCGGCCGCGUCGAAACACUGCCAAGCGAUGCGUUGCAAGUCGCCGCUUCAACCGGCGGCUACUUGCUCAGUCGAUCCAGCGUUGAUCUGCUAGCAUACUUGCGAGCGCUGCACACCAGCACUGCCGCAAGCCCACCUCAAAACUCAACCAGAAAGGAGGCUGAUUUGGCCAAGUUGCUGCAUCGAGUGGAACAUUGGACCAAGCGUGUCAAUCCGAGCGAUCGACCGCGGUACCAAAAUCUACUGGAGGCCAGCCAAUCUUGUGGGCCCACCGAGCGGGACGACGAGACAGUGGCACGAUGUUUGAAAGCAGCAGACGUUCUGCCGACACACAGCGACUUUCUCAAAACCGAAACGCCUUGGGCUGCCGACCAGCCAGUUGACUUGCGCGACCCACCCAACACUCCCUAUGCAACCCAGCAUGGCGUCGCGCUUGCCGAUGUUUGGUGGAUGCACAGGUCGGCAUGGGGAAUCUGCGUUUUCCAGCCCGAAGCAUAA